Molecule: messenger RNA, 777 nt
Organism: Knipowitschia caucasica
Lineage: Eukaryota; Metazoa; Chordata; Actinopteri; Gobiiformes; Gobiidae
Source: the annotation of a GenBank genome assembly
AUGCUGGACUAUGUGGAGAGAGCCACAUGGAACGACCGCUUCUCUGAUAUUUAUGCCUUAUGUGUGGCAUACCCAGAGCCUCUGGGGGAGAGACUUUAUACAGAGACCAAGGUCUUUCUGGAAAACCAUGUUCGACAGUUGUACAAGAAAGUCCUGGAGUCUGAGGAGAAGGUUCUGGUCAUGUACCACAGGUACUGGGAGGAGUACAGCAAAGGAGCAGACUACAUGGACUGUUUAUAUCGGUAUCUCAACACUCAGUUCAUCAAGAAGAACAAAUUGACAGAAGCAGACAUUCAGUACGGAUACGGAGGAGUGGACCUGAACGAGCCCCUCAUGGAGAUCGGAGAGCUGGCCCUCGACAUGUGGAGGAAGCUGAUGAUCGAACCUCUUCAAGACGUCGUCAUCAGAAAAUUACUGAAUGAAAUCAAGAAUGAUCGUUGUGGGGAGAACCCGAACCAGAAGGUGAUCCACGGCGUCAUCAACUCUUUUGUUCAUGUUGAACAGUACAAGAAGAAGUUUCCACUAAAGUUUUACCAAGAAAUAUUCGAGGGACCAUUUCUGAUAAAAACAGGAGAGUAUUACAAGCAAGAAGCCUCAAAUCUGCUUCAAGAAUCCAACUGUUCGCAGUAUAUGGAGAAGUACCUGCGCUGUGUGUCAGUACCUGCGCUGUGUGCCAGUACCUGCGCUGUGUGUCAGUACCUGAGCUGUGUCAGUACCUGUGCUGUGUGUCAGUACCUGUGCUGUGUGCCAGUACCUGUGCUGUGUGUCAGUACCUGA